UUAAGAUUAGGGUUUUUCCCCUACGUUCUCACCUAUAUAUAGUUAACAUCAUUUGGAAAAUCAUUUCACGGCCGCUCUUCCAUCAUCUGAGAUCUUACCGCUCCAAUUCAGUAUGCAGUUUUCUGACCUGAUCGAAGGUCCAAUAACUGACCAGAUCGAGUGUCCAUCUGCUGACAGCAUACAUUGAUCUAUAUCAGGUAUGGGAAUGGAUCAUAGCAUGUUGACAGUUCAUAGGAGCGCAUCUAUCUUUCUAUCAGCAACUCGAUAGUGGGCCGUGCUUCACAGUUGAAGUUGUGCUAUACCUGGUGGUGGUUCAGAUUUCAAUUUGUUUUCUUAAUGGCAAAUACUGCUCCAUCAGGUAUGAUUGGUCAAAUUGUAAGAGUUGUUGAUCAGAUCAAAAGAUGCAAGAUCACGAGAACUAAAGAAGACUUUGAUAGAUGGGAGAAGUCCUUAAAUUCUUUUGAACUUUUGGGCAUGAAGGUCGGCUUUUUACGUGAUAAGGUACAUACACUUGCAACCCUUGUGUUUGUAUCCGUAGUUGCAGUGGAUAUAAAGCAGUAUCUUGAGGCAAGAAACGAACAUAAACGUGCUGAAGAUGAAAUCAAGAAAGUUGCAGCAAAGCUAAAGGAGUUGAAAGGAGAGGCUAUAAAGUUUGCUGGGAUUGCGGGUAGUUUGAAACACAAGGUUGAGAAGUAUGAACACAAAGGAGGAGGUUGAUAAACUGUGAGAGGGUAGGCAGACUCUAUCAAAAGAAAGUUAACACUGUUUUCUGCUUAUGAUAAACUGUAAUCUCUAGACCGUACAACUUAUGACCCUUGAACGGUAAUUACUGAAUUAGUAAUCCUUUAUUCAAUGAUAAGUAGUAGCUUUUAUACUUUUCUACCUUGA
Molecule: messenger RNA, 888 nt
Organism: Helianthus annuus (common sunflower)
Lineage: Eukaryota; Viridiplantae; Streptophyta; Magnoliopsida; Asterales; Asteraceae
Product: B3 domain-containing protein Os01g0234100
Exons: 4
Coding region: 337-717 (126 amino acids)
Source: RefSeq, a predicted model, not a curated record